AAAGUGCACCUUGCAAUUACACCCGCUAUUCUGCCAGCUUCAUGCCCGUGCUCUUCUCCCUGUACUUUGUCACGGGCAUUCUGGGCAACGCCCUGGUGGUGUGGGUGAUCACCAUGGGCAUCAGGCUGCGCAGCAUGACAGAUGUCUGCCUCUUCAACCUCUCCGUGGCUGACCUGCUGCUGGUGGGCUCUCUGCCCUUCCUGGCGCACCAGGCGCGGGACCAGUGGGUGUUUGGGGAGGGCAUGUGCAAGCUGGUGCUUGGUCUGUACUACGUCAGCUACUAUGGUGGGAUCUACUUCAUCACGCUGAUGGGCAUCGACCGCUACCUGGCGGUGGUGCACGCCGUCUACGCCCUGCGCAUCCGCACACGCACCUACGGCAUCCUUGCCAGUGUCGUGGUCUGGAUCAUCGCUGUGCUGUCCUCGUUCCCUGAAGUGCUAGCCCUAAAGGUGAUCACAAACACUUCCGAUCUGAAGUCCAAUCUCCCCACCAGCAUCUGCCUCAGAGACUUCAGCAAAGUGGGCAACGAGGAGCACCUGAAGGCGGCCGGCAGCUUCAAGAUGAGCAUCCUGGGCUUCGUCAUCCCGCUGGCCAUCCUGGUCUUCUGCUACACCCGCAUCCUGCUCACGCUCCUUCGCAGCCGCUCGGCCAAGCGGCAGGCCGUGCGCCUGGUGGUGGUGGUGAUGGUGGCCUUCCUCUGCUGCUGGGCGCCGUACAACAUCAGCCUCUUCUUCUGGGGGCUGCACAACGUCAACUACUUCCAUGACUGCGAAUCCAGUAAUGCCUUGCUGCUGAGCCUGCAGAUCACGGAGGUGAUUGCCUACACGCACUGCUGCCUGAACCCCGUGUUGUACGUGUUUGUGGGGGAGAAGUUCAGGAGACACCUGUUCAGGCUGCUCAGCAAGAGCGUGUGCGUGAGGUCUGACUUCCUCAAGGCCUACCUCACAGCCGCCAGCACGGGAUCUGUCUACUCACGCACCACCAGUGUGGAGGAGCGCUCCACUGCCAUGUGAUGAGGAGGACCACCUCUCAAGCGUGCAUGUUAC
This is a messenger RNA of Engraulis encrasicolus (European anchovy), 1046 nucleotides long. RefSeq names its product cabz01093075.1 (gene ccr8.2). The record is from RefSeq and is a predicted model, not a curated record. Gene Ontology annotation, biological process: cell chemotaxis; positive regulation of cytosolic calcium ion concentration; G protein-coupled receptor signaling pathway. Gene Ontology annotation, molecular function: C-C chemokine receptor activity; C-C chemokine binding. Gene Ontology annotation, cellular component: membrane; external side of plasma membrane. The coding region runs from base 42 to 1013 and encodes 323 amino acids. Lineage: Eukaryota; Metazoa; Chordata; Actinopteri; Clupeiformes; Engraulidae. The transcript has a single exon.